AUGGUGUUGAGCCGCAGUAAGCGUUCAAAUGCAGGCAAAGCCCCUCAGCGGCUCGAUGAGCCUGCGUUGAGUACCCCGGCGCCCCCCUCUACGCAGUUGAAGCGCUCGAAAAAGGCUGCACAGCCUGCGAAACGCCUAGUGCUCUCGAUGAAAAAACCGCAGGCUGCUCAAUCCUCCUCCUCCUCCUCUGUUAUUUCUGUCUCUCUCCAUCAAGAGAAGGCUAUCUCUCUUGCCUCAGAGAGUCUAGAGCCUUUAUUAAGUGACGACGAUGGCUCUAUAGCUCAGCAGGAGGAGCAGGAGGAUAAGAAGGAGCAAGAGGAACAGGAGGAGGCAGAGGAGGAGGAGGAAGAGGAGGAGGAGGUAGAGGAGGCGGAGGAGAAGGAGAUUAGUUUUCAGCCUUAUACUAUUGAGUUGAGCGUUGUUUUAGGUAAAAAAGCUAUCUAUAAUAGCUUUAUUAAGUUGACAAAGCUCAAUUUUGAGCAUUUUAAGCAAGAUGCUUAUUAA
Molecule: messenger RNA, 504 nt
Organism: Endocarpon pusillum Z07020
Lineage: Eukaryota; Fungi; Ascomycota; Eurotiomycetes; Verrucariales; Verrucariaceae
Exons: 1
Coding region: 1-504 (167 amino acids)
Source: RefSeq, a predicted model, not a curated record